AAAAAUUUGACAACUAUUUGCAUAUUAGUGUCAAAAAAUUUUACAUAUUUCGUUGUUGGGAACGUGUGGACAGAGGUCUGUGGCAAUUUAAGCAAAAAAAAUUUUUUUUAGUCUUAAAGUGAAGCUAACAUAACGUUAACAAGAUGCGUCUUACCUCUUACUUGAAUGGUCAACAUUUCGGCAACCUUGCCAAGAUUCACAAUAUUGUGACCUACAAGAUUUCUCCCUUCGAACAGAGAGCCUUUGCCGGCGCUAUUAAAAAUGGUGUACCAAACAUGUUCCGCCGUUUCCGUUCCAAUGUUUUCAUUGUUACACCACCUUUCAUUGUUGGUUAUUUGAUUUUCAAUUUGGUUGAGGCUCAACAUCAUCACUUGACACGCAAGAACCCUGCCGAGUUCGCAAAUGAUGAAUAAAUUUUUAUUAAAUGUUAUAAAAAACCACUUAUAAAAGAAUAGUGAUAAAUUAAUAAACUAUAAUUUAAAUAACAUAA
Lucilia cuprina (Australian sheep blowfly) is the source of this 490-nucleotide messenger RNA. It is a transcript of the gene UQCR-Q, whose product is annotated as cytochrome b-c1 complex subunit 8. Gene Ontology annotation, biological process: mitochondrial electron transport, ubiquinol to cytochrome c. The transcript has 3 exons. Bases 144 to 413 code for a protein of 89 amino acids. The record is from RefSeq and is a predicted model, not a curated record. Lineage: Eukaryota; Metazoa; Arthropoda; Insecta; Diptera; Calliphoridae.